Diaporthe citri is the source of this 1023-nucleotide messenger RNA. RefSeq lists its product as uncharacterized. The transcript is spliced from 3 exons. Bases 1 to 1023 code for a protein of 340 amino acids. Gene Ontology annotation, molecular function: carbon-oxygen lyase activity, acting on phosphates. NCBI's taxonomy places the organism in Eukaryota, Fungi, Ascomycota, Sordariomycetes, Diaporthales, Diaporthaceae. The record is from RefSeq and is a predicted model, not a curated record.
AUGUCACAUUCCACCGAGAAUGGGGCUCGCGCUGUGGCGAACCCCAAGCUGGCCGUCAUAUUCACCAAACUCGUCCGCGAGAUUAAAUACCAAGCGCCUGCGCAUGAUGACACACGCCCUGCCCUCGAAGCCGCCAUGCUCGAAUAUGCCGCUGGCUCGGGGGCUCCGUACGAGUCGGAAUAUGCGCAGCGGUACUUCGACGUGGGCCUUACCCUCGCUUGUGCCUACUAUCCCUCUCACACCUUUGCCGUGAAAUUACACAUAGCCAUCUACUCCUGGCUGGCCAUCUACAUCGACGACGAUGAGGACGGAAACCAGGACCUAGCCGGCUUCCAGACACGCUUCCACAAGGGGGAGCCUCAGCCAUCUGCUCUGCUGGCGCGCUUCGCAGAGUCGCUGCAGGGCAUGUCGACACACUUCGAACCCCUCGUGGCCAACUUCAUCGUGCUUUCGUCGCUGCAAUUCGUCAACGCCACCCUUCUGGAGAGGCGCGGCGAGUUCCUCGGCCUACAGCACUGUAAAGAGGCAAGCGGGUGGCCCGACUAUAUCCGCGACAGGAGCGGAGUGCCCGAGGCCUUUGCGUACUUCAUCUUCCCGAGGGACCAGUGCCCGGAUAUGGGAGCGUAUAUGCAAGGGAUACCGGAUAUGAUGACUUACAUUAACUACGCGAAUGAUGUCCUAUCGUUCCACAAGGAGACCCUAGCCGGCGAGACGGACAACUAUAUCAACACCCGGGCCGUUUGCGAGCAGCGUGAGCCUGUUGCAGUGCUCGAAACCGUCGUUGCCGAGACAAUCGCGGCGAAUUCACGCGUAGUUAGGCUUCUGCACACCAGAGCGGACCCCAUGUACGCCCGAAAGUGGGACGAGUUCUUCAACGGCUACAUCCUGUUCCACAUAACAGCCCGGCGGUACAAGCUGCACGUGUAUGCUGGGCUUGCCCACGAGGGAGUCAAUGGGCGGGAGGAGUUUGGGGGCCAGAGGACGAGUGAGCGACCCGUGGUCGGUUUACUGCAGUGCGCUUAG